AUGCGCCUCCUGGAGCGCAAUGAUACCGGCGAUGUCAGUUUGACGGGCGACAUUCCCGACAACCAGGUCCCACCGUAUGCGAUACUUUCGCACACAUGGGGCGACGAAGAGGUCAGCUUUGAGGAUGUAACGGACAGUACGCGCAAGAACAAAAGAGGCUACUCUAAGAUCCAGUUUUGCGGAGACCAAGCCGGGCGUGAUGGACUGAAAUUCUUCUGGAUCGACACAUGCUGCAUCAACAAGUCCGACUGCGAUGAGUUUCAGGAGGCUCUCAACUCUAUGUUCCGAUGGUACCGCAAUGCGGCCAAAUGCUAUGUCUAUCUCACAGACGUCUCAACCUACCAACAGGACGCCAAUAGCAAUCCCGGUUGGGAAUUGGCUUUUCAGAAAUCCAGAUGGUUCACUCGUGGGUGGACCCUCCAAGAGCUUAUUGCGCCAACAAUUGUUGAAUUCUUCUCCGAAGACCGCAAACGCCUAGGAGAUAAGAAGUCUCUCGCACAGCAUAUUCACAACAUAACUGGCAUUCCUCUAGGAGCUCUCCAAGCCAACAAAUUGUCCGAUUUCAGCUUUGACGUACGCAUGUCGUGGAUUAAACACCGCAGCACGACGCGCGAAGAAGACAGGGCUUACUGUUUGUUCGGCAUCUUUAACGUACAAAUGCGGCUUCUAUACGGCGAAGGAGAAGAACGAGCAUUUGAGCGGCUGCGAGAGGAAAUUAGUAAGUAUGAUCGCUGUCUGUCCAGUCUGCAUUCUACCGACCCGCGCCUUGACAAGAAGCGCAUCGAGGAGACAAAGGGUGGGUUGCUUGAUGACGCUUACCGCUGGGUUUUCGAUACCCCCGACUUCCGCGGUUGGCAUGACCGGUCAGAGAGCCGCCUUCUCUGGAUUAAAGGAGAUCCCGGCAAGGGCAAGACCAUGUUGCUCUGCGGCAUCAUUAACGAGCUGGAGGGUAUUAUUAUUGCAGACGGGCACUGUCGCAAUUUGGCCUAUUUCUUCUGCCAAGCUACCGACUCGCGCAUCAAUAACGCCAUUGCCGUGUUACGCGGCUUAAUCUACCUUCUUGCCCACCAGCAGCCACGUCUCAUCUCCCACAUACGCAAAUACACGGACAAAGCUAAAUCGCUCUCUGACGCAAAUGCGUGGUUCGUCUUCUCGGAUAUUUUGGGGGGGAUGCUAGGAGACCCGAACUUGAAGCCAACCUACCUGGUCAUCGACGCUCUGGACGAAUGCAUGGGUGACUUACCAAGACUUCUUAAAUUUAUCGUCGGGAUGUCAUCUACGUUUCCUUGUGUCAAGUGGGUCGUCUCUAGUCGCAACUGGCCGAACAUCGAGGAGAGCCUAGAAGCCGCGGAAAAGAAGAUAAGGCUCAGUCUUGAGUUGAACGAAGAGUCUAUCUCCUCCGCUGUCAGCAUAUAUAUUCAGCAUAAGAUGGAUGAACUAGCACGGCUAAAAAGGUACGACGACAGAACAAAGAACGCUGUUCAACACCACUUAACCCGCAACGCAAACGAUACAUUCCUCUGGGUGGCUUUGGUCUGUCAAGAACUUAUGAAUGUCUCACGAUCAAGGGUACUCACCAAGCUAAACACGUUUCCACCUGGUCUUGAUUCUCUCUACCAACAAAUGAUAGAUCAGGUUCGCCGCUCGAAUGAGCCAGAUCUCUGCAAACAAGUUCUGGCCGUCCUCUCCAUUACUUACCGGCCUAUCACGAUACAAGAGCUAGCGGUCUUCGUGGAUAUACCCGAGGGCAUUUCCGACGAACUGGAAUUCAUAACAGAGAUAGUAGGACUCUGCGGCUCUUUUUUGACCCUUCGAGAAACCACUAUCUAUUUCGUCCACCAAUCCGCAAAGGAUUUCUUGCUGAGAGAAGCAGCUCAUGAGGUUUUUCCUUUCGGGAUAAAAGACAUACACCAUGCCGUCUUCUUGCGAUCGUUACACGUUAUGUCCGGAACAUUACGACGCGACAUCUACAGCCUUGGCGCCCCGGGAUCCUCCAUCGACGACGCCAAGCUACCCGAUCCAGACCCGUUGGCCGCACCAUGCUAUGCUUGUAUCUACUGGGUUGAUCAUCUCUGUAACUGGCAGGCGAGUGACGAUAGUAAGCAUCCAGAUGUUUUCCAAGAUGGUGGUAUCGUCGAUGGCUUUCUGAGACAGCAUUACCUCCACUGGCUUGAAGCGCUUUCACUUUGUAAGAGCAUGCCGCAGGGGGUACUUUCAAUAGCAAACCUCGAAAGGAUUCUUCAGGUAGGCUCUACCCAGUCGAUUAUGUCUCAAUUACCAAGCCUUGUCGCUGAUAUGCGUCGAUUUGUGUUAUACUGGAGAUGGGUUGUUGAGAAUUAUCCUCUUCAGGUAUACGCUUCGGCACUUGUGUUUAGCCCCGCCCGAAGUAUAACAAGAGGCCUAUUUAGGGAGAAAGAACGGAAGUGGAUUGCUUUGGGGCCAAUUGUAGAGAAUAAUUGGAAUGCGUGCCGGCAGACGCUCGAGGGGCAUCGCCAUCCCGUCGACUCGGUAGCGUUCUCGCCCGAUUCGAAGUGGGUUGCGUCAGGAUCACGCGACAAGACCAUUAAGAUCUGGGAUGCGGCUACGGGGUCAUGUACGCAGACGCUCGCGGGGCAUCGCAAUUGGGUAAAGUCGGUAGCGUUCUCGCCCGAUUCGAAGUGGGUUGCGUCAGGAUCAGAUGACAGUACCAUCAAGAUCUGGGAUGCGGCCACGGGGUCAUAUACGCAGACGCUCGAGGGCCAUGGCGGUUCAGUCAACUCGGUAGCGUUCUCGCCCGAUUCGAAGUGGGUUGCGUCAGGAUCAAGCGACAGUACCAUCAAGAUCUGGGAUGCGGCCACGGGGUCAUAUACGCAGACGCUCGAGGGCCAUAGCGGUUCAGUCAACUCGGUAGCGUUCUCGCCCGAUUCGAAGUGGGUUGCGUCAGGAUCAGGCGACGAUACCAUUAAGAUCUGGGAUGCGGCUACGGGGUUAUGUACGCAGACGCUCGAGGGGCAUCGGCUAUUCGGUAAUGUCGGUAGCGUUCUCGCCCGAUUCGAAACGCUCGCGGGGCAUCGCAAUUGGGUAAAGUCGGUAGCGUUCUCGCCCGAUUCGAAGUGGGUUGCGUCAGGAUCAGAUGACAGUACCAUCAAGAUCUGGGAUGCGGCCACGGGGUCAUAUACGCAGACGCUCGAGGGCCAUGGCGGUUCAGUCAACUCGGUAGCGUUCUCGCCCGAUUCGAAGUGGGUUGCGUCAGGAUCAAGCGACAGUACCAUCAAGAUCUGGGAUGCGGCCACGGGGUCAUAUACGCAGACGCUCGAGGGCCAUGGCGGUUCAGUCAACUCGGUAGCGUUCUCGCCCGAUUCGAAGUGGGUUGCGUCAGGAUCAAGCGACAGUACCAUCAAGAUCUGGGAUGCGGCCACGGGGUCAUAUACGCAGACGCUCGAGGGCCAUAGCGGUUCAGUCAACUCGGUAGCGUUCUCGCCCGAUUCGAAGUGGGUUGCGUCAGGAUCAGGCGACGAUACCAUUAAGAUCUGGGAUGCAGCUACGGGGUUAUGUACGCAGACGCUCGAGGGGCAUCGCUAUUCGGUAAUGUCGGUAGCGUUCUCGCCCGAUUCGAAGUGGGUUGCGUCAGGAUCAUACGACAAGACCAUUAAGAUCUGGGAUGCGGCUACGGGGUCAUGUACGCAGACGCUCGCGGGGCAUCGCAAUUGGGUAAAGUCGGUAGCGUUCUCGCCCGAUUCGAAGUGGGUUGCGUCAGGAUCAGGCGACAAGACCAUCAAGAUCCGGGAGGCGGCUACGGGGUUAUGUACGCAGACGAUCGCGGGCCAUGGCCUUUCAGUCCACUCGGUAGCGUUCUCGCCCGAUUCGAAGUGGGUUGCGUCAGGAUCAGGCGACAAGACCAUUAAGAUCUGGGAUGCGGCUACGGGGUCAUGUACGCAGACGCUCGCGGGGCAUGGCGAUUCGGUAAUGUCGGUAGCGUUCUCGCCCGAUUCGAAGGGGGUUACGUCAGGAUCAAACGACAAGACCAUCAAGAUCUGGGAUGCGGCUACGGGGUCAUGCACGCAGACGCUCAAAGGGCAUCGCGAUUUUGUUCUGUCAGUAGCGUUCUCGCCCGAUUCGAAGUGGAUUGCGUCAGGAUCACGCGACAAGACCAUCAAGAUCUGGGAUGCGGCUACGGGGUCAUGUACGCAGACGUUCAAAGGGCAUCGCCAUUGGAUAAUGUCGGUAGCGUUCUCGCCCGAUUCGAAGUGGGUUGCGUCAGGAUCACGCGACAAGACCAUCAAGAUCUGGGAGGCGGCUACGGGGUCAUGUACGCAGACGCUCAAAGGGCAUCGCGAUUCUGUUCAGUCGGUAGCGUCUUCCAUUAACUCGACGCUGAUUGCAUCCGGAUCAGAUGAUGCCAACCCCCCAUGCUAUGGAAUAAACUCAGACAAUAGGUGGAUUACGAGGGGCUUAGAAAACUGGCUAUGGUUGCCUCCGGAAUAUCUGCCAGAAUGUUUUGCUAUAGCGGCAUCAACGGUUACUAUUGGCUGUUCUUCGGGGCGCGUCCUAAUUAUAACGUUCACGACAGACAGCUAA
Podospora anserina S mat+ is the source of this 4557-nucleotide messenger RNA. RefSeq lists its product as uncharacterized. Gene Ontology annotation, cellular component: transcription repressor complex; nucleus. Lineage: Eukaryota; Fungi; Ascomycota; Sordariomycetes; Sordariales; Podosporaceae. Gene Ontology annotation, molecular function: protein binding. The transcript is spliced from 3 exons. The coding region runs from base 1 to 4557 and encodes 1518 amino acids. The record is from RefSeq and is a predicted model, not a curated record. Gene Ontology annotation, biological process: negative regulation of transcription by RNA polymerase II.